GUCAGUCGGCAGGCAGAGUGAGAGCAACCCGCAGCUUUUCUCGUGUGAGAUCGCAGUUUUUCGCUUGCCAAUCGAUGGGGCUCCGGAGUUCGCAGUUUGCAGUGCAGCGUUUCUUUGACUUUGUACAAUUUGCUUACACGGCAAUUGGUGGCUUUAAUUAUAAGUAGCGCACUCGCUCGCCAGACAAGUUGGCCCCGUGAUAAGCAAAACACAAGUUUGCCUAGUGAGUGAGUGGACCAUCGGAAUGCAUUUGAUUAGAUUGUGAUUUGUUUGCUGGCCUCUCGUUGUUGUCGCAAAACAAAAGCUGAGCCGCAAACAAAACAGCUAGGACCGGUUAGCCGGACUUGCCCAUUCGGCGUCAGUUUCACGUUCGGUAUCACUGCCGCGAUUUUGCCAAUCUUGCAGAAAGAUUUUCGGGUGUGCACCGGAAACAAACGAGAACGAAACAACAAUCAGCCAUUCACAAAGCCAUCAAGCACAGUGAAACACUUGAUAACGGAGCUAAAAACCCAAUAACCAUACCAAAAGCCAACAUAAAUCCCGCAACGUUUAUUAAUUAUAUGCUGAUCAAGUGUUUUCUCGUAUGAAAUAUCAAUCGAAUCGAAAAAUGUGUGUCAUAAGUGCAGAAGUGAAGUGCAGCUUAAUGCUUAAUGCGAAAAGCUCAAAAAUGCGAUUGAUUUAAAUGAAUUUCUGUUUAAUUUGUAUAAAUAUUUUCACCACUCGUAACUCGAGAGGUCGACCCACAAAAGCCGGAAAAGUGCAAAUUCAUGGCAAAAUUUAAAUACCAAUUUGCGCAAACUGAGGGGGGAAAUCGAAAUGCUAAUACGAUUUAAAGGCAGCUUUGAAUUGCUGACGAAUAACUUUCUGAUUAAAGCAAUUAAAAUUGCCUUCUCCAUCGACUAACAAUAAAAUAGCAAAGACUAGGAAUGUGUGGCCGAGGGGCUCAGGAGUAAUGGCAGCAGUUGGGAGCAAUUAAGCACAUCGUUACAAUUGUAAAACAAAAGAAAUAGUUCCAAGGCACGCGGCAAACGAAGCAAGGGGAAAAUGUCAUCCACUGAGCCGAAGGAUAUGGCGCUGAAGACCAAGACACCGGCAGUCGAAGCAGUUGCCUGCCUGCUCCCACCCUCCGCCAAACCUUUAGUCGCAACGGGAAAGAAAACUUUAACUUCCAGUGCGGCUUUGUCAUUGUUUGAUCAGCUGAAAAACGGCGUCAACCUAAACAGUUUGACAAUUGGCGCCAACAGCAACGGCAACCCAGAAGCGGCUCCAGCAGCAGCACCACCACCACCCGAAACACCAGCGACAGCAGUUGCCACACCCACCGCCCCAGUGCUGCCGGCCCCCGCACCGCCCACCGCCGUAGCUCCGCCCUUGGAUAUCGAACUAAAGCCCCCGGCAAAACCCGCGCGCCCCUUCAGCACGCCCAGCAGCAUUGGCGUCGUGCAGGGCACCAAGCGGGGGGCGGGGGGAGUGGCCGGGGGGACUGGCGGCCAGGCAGCCAAAUUGGAUAUAAACGCUCUGCGAUCUCAGCUCUAUCAGGGCGCCAGGAAGACUGCAACAACAACUCGCGUAGGGGCCGGAAAAACAGCAGUCGCCACAACAGCUCCACGAGCAACUGGCAGCGCAGAACGCGGCACGAGGGGAGCCAAAAAGCGGUGUCUGGAUCGAUACGACUCAUCGGAGUCAUCAGACAGCGGCGUUGCCACCUCACUGAGCUGCGCGGACUCCAGCACGGGCUCCAGUGAGGAUGCGUCUGAUCCCGGCUCCCCGUACAGCGCUCACUCGCAACUGAGCGACCCGCCCGAUCCGCUGGCCAAGAUGCCGCCUCAGAUCCUCGGAAGCGCCAGCGGUAGCAGCUCCACAGCGAAUGCCUCUCCGCCCUCCAGCAGCACCAGCCAGACACCUGCAUCGCCAGCCAUCCACCACAGCCAUCUCAGCCAGCACAGCGCCUCCAUGUCCAAGCCGACGACGCCCCAGCGCAACCACGGCAACCCCAGCCUGCUGCCCACGCUCCAGUGGCCGUGGAACACCAGUCUGGGCAGCACCUCCACCGCCGUCCCGGCCGCUACGGCCAACAAGAACAAGCGGACCGCAGCCGGAUCGGGAGUGGGAGCUGGACCAGGCAGCUUGGGUGCCGAUGGCGCCUUACUAUCCAGUGGAGGCGCUGCUGCGGCCAAGAAGGCGCGUAGUGAACUGCCCAGCUCCUUUGACGCAAGCAAAAGACUGAAGGUGGCCGCCAUGGAGGAGUCGCAGACCAAGAUCACAGGUUUCUUCAAGUCCCAGAUGAAGCCGUCGCCCAGCGGCGGAAAGCUGUCCCCACAGCCCGGCCAGCAGAGCCAUCCGGCCAACACGCUGACCAUGAGCACACCCGCUACCACUGCAUCCCUGAACAAGUACUUUAACAUCCUGUCGCAGCUCAAGGAACAGAAGGCCCAGCAACAACAGCAGCAGCAGCAGCAGCAACAACAACAGCAACAGGCAGCUAAGACAUUGCCCACACCCGCUUCAGUCGUUCCGGCUGCUCCUGCGCCGCCCGCCCCUCCAGUGGCCACUCCCAGCCCCAGUUUGCCCGUGCCGGCGCUGAAAAAGAUCGAGCGCAGCACCAAGCAGCCGGCAAAGAUUGCCCAGGUGGCGCCCAAUCUGCGCAAGACGCCCAGCAGUGGGUCCUCGGGCAGCUCCUCGUCGUCGUCGUCUAGCUCAUCGAAUGGCUCCAGUACGGGCAAGUCUCCAGCCAAAAAGCACGUGGCCAUUGCUCCCCGGACGCCGGAGAUGAAGCAGCAGCAGCAGGGCAAGGCCGCCAUGGUGUACCGACCACCGGUAACGAGUCCCGCCCUAAAGCAGAAGCCGAUCUCACCACAGGCCCCCGUGGCGGCCACCACGCCCGCUCCCACACCAGCAAUCAAUCCCUCGCCCGCACCCGCCAAUCCCACGCUCUACCAGCUGCCCGUGCAGCUGCCCAAUCUAGUCCAGCUGCCGCCCCAGCUGGCGGCCGCCGCCAACAUCAUGCAGCUCAACAACGUGGCCAAGGCGGCGGUUGCCGCAGCGGCCAACAACAAUGCGGCCGCCCAGGCAGCGCAAGCGGCUCAGGCGGCUGCCGCCCAGUACUUUCUCAACGGCACUGUCUUUAAGCUGCAGCAGGUUACCACGGCCACGACGACGACGGCCACCACAGCCACGUCGGCGGCGGCCUCGGCUGGCAACCCCUUCGGACUGCUCAACUUGGCCACGGCGGGCCAUCCCUUCGGCCUGCCCAACGCCAACGGGCAGUUUCCCAUUGAGGCCAUUCCGGGAGCUGGGAGCUUCUUACAUCAUCAACUGCUGCUCGCCAGGCAAAACAACAUAAACUUGAACGAAAACAUGGCUUCCAACCCUUGCGGAAACAUGAACUUUGUGAACCCGCUGAACAACCAACAAGUGGGACUCAAAGACAACAAAUUAUAUAUAGUGAACUCUGCCGAGUACCUAGGCUACUUAAUGAGCUUGCAGAUUGCCCUGAACAACCAGCAGCAUCAGCAACAGCAAAUAAUCUCUGCCACACAGCCGCCGCCAUUGGCAGCGACGAACAACGCAAACGCGAACACUGCCACUCAGCCGCCACCAUUGGCAGCCACGAACAACACGAAUUCGAACACUGCCAACAACUCGACUGCCAGCAACAGUAACAACCACAAUGCCUCGAAUAAUCUAAGCAACAUCAGCAACAUCAGCAAUAUCAGCAACAUCAGCAACACUGCCAUACAGCCCCAGCGGGCGAUUGUAAAGCCACCGAUGCACAGUUCCACGCAGCCGCCGCCGCUGGUGACGAUUUCGUCGAUGCCCCCGUGCUCCCCGGCAGCCGCAUCCUCGCCAGCAGCGGCAGCAGCUAAACGGGCCCUGCCCCCCGCCAAGCCAUACCAGAAGAGGAUGACCGCCAAGGGCAGAGUGGGUGGCGCCGCGCCAAUCAUCGCCACGCCCACCACUCCGCCGCCUCUGGUGCCCACGUCGGCCACCAAGGAGUUGGGUCAGCUGCGCAAGAGCACGGGAACCACGGGGCCUCCGACGGUCACGGUCACCCCCACUCCCACGCCCCCGCUGGUCAGCAUUGCGCCCGCGAAACUGACGCCCACACUCAGCGUUGCCAAGCAAGGACCCGCGAUAAAGCUGGCCAACAGUGCGCCCGAUCUCUUUGACCUGGUGAAGAACUCCAAGGUGUUGCCGAAGGCGUCGCAGCCGCUAACGCCGCUGCCCUUCAGCUCGCCGAGCAGCAGCAGCAACAGCAACGGAAGCCACUGCCUGCGGUCCUCGCCAGCGCUCUCCAGCUCAAACUCCUGCACCCUGUCGGCCUUCAGCAAAAUCAAGGUUGAGACCUUGGAGCCGGCUUCCCAGAGCGACUCUGUGGUCUGCUCGUCGAUGUCUCCAAUAUCACCCAAGCCGCAGAGCUUCGCCGGCCAGCUACCGAAGAGGGAUCCGGACGCCGAAUCGGAAGCGGAGACCCUCAAACACGAGCUUCUGCCGGACUGCACCAACAGCAACUCGAACUCCAAUUCGUGCAGCAGCAGCAGCUAUUCGCAUUCGGUCAGUUCGGCAGCCGAUCUCUCGCUGGAGGCCUCAACGCCAGCCCCCUCCCCCUCGCCAUCUGCGUCGCCAUCCGGGUUGGGUUCCCCUUCGCCGGCGGCCAGUAAUAUGAGCGGCAGCAGCCGGCGAGCGGCCAGCCAAACUGACAUGCUCAGCGAGCUGGUCACCUCGUCCUGCAUCUCCAGUGGCGGCGACGACUGCUCCCAGGCCACCGACUCGCCUCCACCGGCAACGCUGGCCUUGCAGCUGGGGAAGAGCAGUGAAGCGACCACCCUGACUCCCACGGCCAGCGGCGGAAGCAGCAGUGGCAGCAGCAACUACGACGAGGAGGACGACAAGUCGGUGGCCUCCCUGGAGACGCAUCAGGCGCACAAGCGGCUGAGGGACCUGCCCACGCCGGAGUCGGGCAUCGGUGGUAGCCUGAGCAACAGCGAGAGCAGCAACUCCAUAGCGGAUGCCAUUUCCUCCAAAUCCGCCUCCGUGGGACCGCCCACCACUGCAGCAAGCAGAGCCUCAUCCACGGCCUCCGACAGCAACUCGCUGGCCAGCAAUGCUCCUUCUCCCGCCUCACCGGACGAUUGCUCUGCUGCUCCGUCGCCCGCCUGCUCCGCCUCCACUGCCGCCUCCACUCCGCCCAGCACAGUGGUGGAUAUUGCGAUGGUCGAGGCCAGCAGCAAGAGUCUGCCGAAGAGCGCCAUCUCGCCCAUUCUCUCGCAGCCGAAGACCAUCCGCUUCCCGGCUGGAGCGGGGGCUGGCGGUAAAGGCGGAAAGCGGCACGACGGCGUCUGCUACUGGGACAAGUGCAACAAGAAGCAUGAGAGCAACUCCAAGCUGCUGGACCACAUGCAGACCCACCACGUCAACACGCAGACAGGCCCCUUCGCCUGCCUCUGGGUGGGCUGCAAGGUGUACAACAAGGAGUCCUGUUCCCGCCGCUGGCUGGAACGCCAUGUACUCUCUCAUGGUGGCUCCAAGCAGUUUAAGUGCAUCGUCGAGGGCUGCGGCCUGCGCUUCGGCUCCCAGUUGGCGCUGCAAAAGCACGUGAACAACCACUUCAAUGCCACGGACAACGCCAAGGAAAGCACGAGCAAGCGCACCUCGGAUCCACCAGUGCCAAAGCAACUCCGCAAGAAUGGCAAGAAGCUCCGGUACAGGCGCCAGCCCUUCUCAGCUCGCAUGUUUGACUUUUUCGACACGGGUAUCAUGGAGGGACUGCAGCACCGUCUGCGCCAGAUCAGCACACUCACUAACGGGGCCCAGGCCAUCGAGUUCCAAGGCCAGUGCGUGAUGCGUCGUCGCAACAGCCAGGGCAGCUACGAGUGCUUUGUGCGCUGGUCCCCGCGCGAGAUUAUUUCCGAUGAGUGGCUGCCGGAGUGCGAGCACCGAACGCGCCACCACACAAAGGUGCUGCACAUCAAGCAGAUGAGGCCGGCUGAGAAGACGCGCGUGGACAGCCUGCUCAGCACCGCGUUCCGGCUUCGCUACGACUCGCAACUGUUCGCCGACGACUAUAACGUGAAUGAACAGCAGAUCGGCGAGCUGAGCGGCAGCGACUGCGAGGAGGAGGGGGAUCAAGAUGACGAGGAGGUCGACGAAGAGGACGAGGACGACGAUGGCGGCAGCAGUUCGCGCAGUGCGAGCUGCGAGACUGUGUCCAGCUAUCAGCAGGUGCUCAGCAUUGCCAAGCUGCAGAUGCAGCAGCGGCGCAAGCACCCGCGCAAACCACCCAAGGUGACACCGCCGCCGAGGGAGCAGCUAGUUCCCACGGACGCCCUGGUGCCGGUGCCCAUUUAAAGCGCUGCCAGAUUUCAAGUAUUCUCUAAGUAAUUAUACCGAAAAAACACGACAAACGAGUAAACAGUGACAAGUAGACUAGUUAGUGUACGAGCUAAAUAAGUUACUACCUACGCAUAUAUCCAAUUAUGAAUAGAAACCAUAAGUACUCCAGCUUUGUUCAUUUGUUUGUUUGGUCUUUGAAGCCAAUGGAUUAGUUUAUUGUUCCCAUCCCACUGUCGUCCAUCGACCCCUGUACAUAUUCCGGAUGGAGGCAACGUUAUGAGUCAGGAGCAGUUUGAUGCCACCUUAUCGCAACCCACCCGCGCGUUCUAGCAAGUACUGUUAAGAACAAAUUUCCUAAUUUCUAGAGUUCUAGUUCUAAUUUAGUUUCUAAAGUGUACAUUUAGUGGAAAUUCAUGUGGAAAUGACCGACUAGACAAGACUUGUUUAAAGCCAAUUUUAUGUUGAUCUAUUGAAAAUUGUAAGGUUAAAUUUCGUUUUCUUUUUGUUGCCCCUCAUUGUAUUGUAUUUAACACCUAGAAACUGGCCAAACUUACACUGAAAGCGGAGAACUACGCACAUAACUGAAAGGUUAAAGUUUAAGUAUAGUGAAGUGACGUGGAAGAACACAAGACUUGAAGCAUUUACCGCUACAAAACACGAGAAAUAUUUGUAAAUCAUUUUGUACUCAACUCGAACAGCAAUGCAAACACUUGUAAGCCUAAGUUAGACCCAUGCCCAAGACCAUUUUUCAUUAAUUUAGUGCAAAUCGAAUUCAACUUUCGCCAAUUCAUCAGCGUCUCUAGUUCGUUUUGUGAAAAUUUGAAGAGACAGAGGAGCAUAAUGCUAAUGUUGUACAUAAUAUAAAAUAACAUUAACUAGUUUCGCUUUUAAACUAACAUUAACUAUUCAUUUAGAACUUAGCCAAGGCAAAACCCAAGUAAACUAUGCAAAUAAAGUUAUCGAAAAGAAAAUGAACAAUCUACAAGCAAAAUAUAACAAAAGAACUCCCUAUGUUUUCAUUAUUUGUUAUUUACGGUCGAAGAAAAAUUCAGAAAAAAUCAGAAAACUACUAUGUUUUACUUUCUGCGCUAUUUUCUGUACAUAUCCGAACGGCAAACCAACUCUCGAAGCAUGUAAGCUAAUCGCUAAACGUAAUUUAUAAUUUUCUAUGCCAAUGAAUUUAUAAGUGUUUUAAGUAAGUAAAGUAAAACUCGAAUCAAGGACGAAAGAUAUAAAAACAAGAGUACUCAUCACUGCCAAAAAUGUAAUUGAACAACACGAACGCAGUUGUUAAAAACGACUGAUAAAUUUAGAGUGCGUAAUGAGCAGAGCCAGGAAUUAUUAUUGUCUGCCACACCCAAAUUCCUGAUCGAGCACUUCCCCUACGUUGCACAAUAACCACUCGCCUAGAGACGAGUAUAUCAAAUAUAUCUGUGUGUUGUCUUAAGUAGAAGUAGAUGCGUCUCUGUGCCCCUCAACUAGUUUAAGCCAAUAAGCAAGAUUGAAGUAUAUAUAAAAGUACGUGUAUAACCCCAUAUGUAAGGAGAGCAGGCAGGAAAUCGGGGGGAUUGUUACAACCCCCGAUCACAGCCUAUAUACAUACAUGAUUCAAAGCAAUACUCUUACGAUAAUCGCCGAUCAAGCUUAGUUGACUCUUCCAUUUGGUUAGUCUUUCGAUGCCUUUCGCCCGAGUUGUUCAACGCUUUGUACUGCAGAAAUCUAGGGAAGUCUAAAACAAUGGAACAAGUAUCAAACCAGAAUCCAUGAGAAGUAAAGUAAAAGAAAUUCAAAUAAAAUAAAACUACCUCAAAUUUUGCAAGCGUAAAACACACAAAAGAAUUUUUCGAAACAAGUUUUCUAAAGCGAAGAAAGUAUAUAGGUAGGUGCAGCGUUAUAUUUUGUCGGAUAGGAAGAUCGGGCGGCAGUUAACCGUAGAUAUCCAGACAGGGCAGAGCCGAGAAACAAGGGAAAAUACACGAGUAGUACACACAAACAAACAAGGGGAAACCGUAGGCUAAUUCCAUAUUUUGCUAAUAUUGCGUACAGUAUGUAGGAUAAGCAAUGAUCCAGUUAAACUACCCUCGCUUUUCCCUCUUUUCGAUCGCUUCGAGUGACCCACCCAUCCGAGCGAUCAGCAAAGUAUGCAUUUGCCUUUAGCCCUGAGCUCAGUUGAGUUUGUACAUAGAUUAGUUUAUCGCAAACGAGGUAUAUAUUCAAUAUCAUAACCAUCAUUUUAACAUUAAAACCGCUUUAAUGAAUUGCAGAGAGAAAUUAAUUAGGCAUUCGUAAUUAUGGUAAUUAGCAGGCGUACAUAUACACACGUAUACAGGAGAAGUAUUUCUGAACUCACAAUUAUUUCGAGGUAUGUCCUAGUUGAUUUUGGGAUUCAGUUCUGGUCGUAUCCAAGGCAGAAACACAACCUUAACGGCAGCGAUCUUGCUUCGAUUGUAACUAAUGUAAUCAAAAGAAUUAUAUACAUACAUAUAUAUUAUUGAACUCUAUAUACACAACAUAGUAUGUACAAGUGGACUCAAACAGAUUCUGAAUCCGAAGAACAUGUAACGCGCUGAGGAAUGACAAAAUAUAUGAAAAACAAGUAUUA
Molecule: messenger RNA, 8935 nt
Organism: Drosophila ficusphila
Lineage: Eukaryota; Metazoa; Arthropoda; Insecta; Diptera; Drosophilidae
Gene: jing
Product: zinc finger protein jing
Exons: 7
Coding region: 1045-6348 (1767 amino acids)
Biological process (GO): regulation of transcription by RNA polymerase II
Cellular component (GO): ESC/E(Z) complex
Source: RefSeq, a predicted model, not a curated record